Malaya genurostris is the source of this 2297-nucleotide messenger RNA. RefSeq names its product sodium-coupled monocarboxylate transporter 1-like. Gene Ontology annotation, biological process: sodium ion transport; transmembrane transport. The record is from RefSeq and is a predicted model, not a curated record. Gene Ontology annotation, molecular function: symporter activity. Lineage: Eukaryota; Metazoa; Arthropoda; Insecta; Diptera; Culicidae. Gene Ontology annotation, cellular component: membrane. The coding region runs from base 363 to 2168 and encodes 601 amino acids. The transcript has 4 exons.
UCGCGAAUUGCAGCUGGUUCGUAGAAGUGCCAGAAGCCCUGUGAACGAAUUUCCACGCCACUCAAUUCGUGGUUGUCUGUUGUUUGGCUUGUUAACGAUAAAACACGGUGUGUAGCCACUACCGUCACGGACAUUGUUUGGGUAAACAUUUCGUAGAUGAUACACAUGUUCGAACGCUUUCAGUCAUCAUCGGUGCGCGUAUCUCUGCUGGACGCGCGGGUGAUCGCAGGUUGUUUUCCCGCGUGGAGUACUCCGGGUAGUUCUUGGUGAAAGCUUGCCCGUUGUAGUUAAUCGUGAUUUUUCGUAGACAGAAGAAAGUGUGUUGGAGGAAGCAGGAGACGGUUUGCUGACAAUAAACAAAAAUGCUGCAACGGCAACUGGAAGAGCCGACAGUCAACAAUCUCUGGAACUAUCUGGUGUUUGUGGCAUUCGUGGUGGUCUCGGCAUUGAUUCCGAUUCGUAAGCGACUAUGCAGCCGAAAGGUGAAAACGAAGGAGGAUUACGUGUUCGGGGCGGGCCACAUCUCGAUGCUGGCGAUGAUGCUCUCCAUAACGCGUGGUACGCUGGGUGUCAUUUCGGUGCUUGGAUACCCGAGCGAAUUUUUCUACCGGGGAACUGCGAUGUGGGAAACGUUGUACGGGAUAAUCACCGCGUAUCCGAUAGUGUGUUUCGUCUUCAUUCCAGUGUAUUUCGAUCUCGGGAUAACCUCCGUUUAUCAGUACUUGGAACUAAGGUUCAAUAGUCGGCUGGUGCGUUGUCUUGCCUCGGGAACUUACAUUAUGCGUUCGUUGCUCAGUCUGGGAAUUACAAUCUACACCCCGACGGUGGCACUGAACACUAUCAUUGGAGUACCAUAUUGGGUUUCUCUUCUGUGCAUCACCUGCAUCAGUAUUUUCUUCAACGCUCUCGGAGGAAUGAAAGCCGCUGUAGCCGCGGACGUUAUUCAAAGCCUUAGCAUGACUGCAAUGCUAGUCGGCAUCGUGAUAUAUUGUACCAUUGAAAGUGGUGGAGUUACGAGGAUUUAUGAGAUUGGCAAAGAAAAUGGACGAAUGAAUUUUUUCAACUUUGCGGCUGAUCUACAUUUGAGGGUUACGACGACGUCUGCAUGGUUGGGCGAAUUGUUUAUGUCAUUGAGUCUGUUGGGCUGCCAGCAGAACUUCGUGCAGCGCUACUUGAGUAUGCCAACUUUCUGUAAGAUUAAAAGAACUAUGUUGGUCAACGUUCCGCUAGUGGCCGCUCUGUUCACCCUACCGUGGCUCGUCGGGAUGGGUAUUUUUGCUGUGUACCAUAAUUGUGAUCCGUUGAAAGCCGGAUUGAUUGAAAAGAUGGAUCAAAUUCUACCCUAUUUCAUAGUGGACUUUUUUGCCAAUGUGCCAGGAGUGUGGGGACUGUUCGUUGGAACUCUUUUCAAUGGAGCAUUGACGUUCAACAUUUCUACCUUAAACUCUCUUGCAACGGUGACAUGGGAAGAUUUUCUUUCGAUACUGCCUAGUAUGAGAAAGAAAAGCGACAGCUUUCAGUUAACUGUGAUAAAGAUUGUGGGUUCAGUGUAUGCCAUCAUUAUAAUGGGCGUUGGUUUUCUGGUUGGACUUCUUUCGGGAGUAAUAGAAUCAACAGUGUUGGUACUGUCGGCGACCUCGGGACCUUUGCUGGGAGUAUUCAUCUUGGCAAUGUUUGUUCCCUUUGCCAACUGGAAGGGAGCUGCACUGGGAAUGAUCGUCUCUCACGCUGUUACGAUGUGGAUCGUUGCCGGUCGAAUGAUGUAUGUGGAGUACAGUGACUCGUUACUGUCAACCUCAGUCGAAGGUUGUGUUUCUCAGAUGCAUCCAGAUUUCAACGAGACAGAAAACUUGUUGACAGCAAUCAGUCAAAACUCUUCGUUGCUGGAGGAAUCCAUUCUGUAUCGAUUAUAUUCUGUUUCGUACAUGUAUUACGGAGUAUUUGGAACCUUACUGACAGUGUCCAUAGGAAUAGUGUUUAGUUUAGCAACCUGGAGUAAAUUAGACGCUUAUAACACUAAAAUGCUGCAUCCAGCAGUUCGGUGGAUUCAUUCCCGAUCACCUUUCGGUGGUAAAAGAUUCGGGUCUUUUGAUUUGAACAAAAAUGAAAAGCCUCGACUGGCUCCCGUAGAGAAUGUGAUAUCGAAGGGAAUUUUGACGAACAGUUGAUGUAUUUCUUAAUUUAAGUGACAUGACAAAGAUUAGUUUUAUUUUAUUGUAAAUACAGUAUUCUUAUGUGUAAUUAAAUUUUAGAUCAGGAAAAUCAACAAAUAAUAAACAAAUGAGGUUGUAAUUAGA